Molecule: messenger RNA, 2175 nt
Organism: Peniophora sp. CBMAI 1063
Lineage: Eukaryota; Fungi; Basidiomycota; Agaricomycetes; Russulales; Peniophoraceae
Source: the annotation of a GenBank genome assembly
AUGACAUUCGCAACGCUACGCGCCCUGCAAGCCAUCAUCGCCGAUGGCAUUGAUGCAAUCGAGCGCGCGUACGCAGAGGCGUCUGAGGAAGCUGCAGGAGAUGCUGUCAAAUUUGGAGCAGAAUACGCCAGCCCUGAAACGCCGCCUCCGUCUCCACCACAUGCUCGGUCUACAAGGCCUCGUCGCACUACCACCUGCUUAGACUAUCCUUCGCUUGACUCUCCCGGUGACCCGACUUCAUCUGCUGAGAAGCUCUCGUCUCAUCCGGCCGUGCUUUCUGCCGCUACCAGGGUCGUAUCUGCCGCCAACCAACUUGCCACUGUGCUACGUGUACCAUUUCUAACGCUUUGCGAUGCGGGUCUCGGUUACCACCUACCAUCUUGUUUGGGCUUCUUUGAGGCUGCUCACAUCCCGGAACUUCUACGUGAUGCCGGAGAGGGCGGGUUGCAUGCAGAACUUAUAGGCAAGAGGAUCAAUGUCGAUGCUAGUCGGACGAGCCACAUUCUUCGUCUACUUGCAACGCAACACAUACUACGCGAAGUUAAACCGGAUGUCUUUGCCUUGAACCGGGUGUCCGCUCUGCUCGAUUCCGGGAAGCCGUUUGAAGCUUUGGUUGCUCGCGAGGGCGAGAAAUACGACGGGCAAGGGCAAACAGCCGCCUUCUUUGCGCUAAACGCAGACGAACUAUUCAAGACCUCAGCAUAUAUGACGGACUUUCUACUACCUCAUCGUGUCAAGACCGAGGAGCCGCUACCUGCGCUACCAAUACGCCAUACAGGCUCGUUCACAUCUCUACUUCCGCCUGCUAACAUCACGCCUGGUGUUCGCCGGCGCGAUUGGGAUGAAGUCGACCCACCAACGAACCUGUUUUCGGCCGUCGAUCUUACCCCCAAGUCUCCUGCUACUCCCCGACGUGGCAUCCGACGGCUGCUAUCGCGCUCCGUUCUAGACGUACCGAGAUCGCGAUCUCCAUCGUCAUCAUCUCAGGUUAUCAGUAUACCGCAAAGCCCCACCAGCUCUCGCAAGCCGUCCAUCGCCUCUUUCGCUCUCGAUCUCGCGCCUCCGCUCGAGCCCGGUGCCUUGAUCGGCGCCAAUGCACAAUCUGCGUAUGCUACGACGUUCAAUCUUGCUUUGCGGACAAGGACGCCUUACUGGGGCUGGCUUGAACUGCCGGAGAACAAGCAUAGACUCGCAAGAUUCGGACGGGCCAUGGGCGGUAGUGCUGGUUGGGAAGGUGCUGCCAUGGACGCGCUCUGUGGACCACCGUUUCCGUCGCUGCCCGCCGGCGCCUUGGUCGUGGACGUGGGAGGCGGUAUCGGCAGCGCGAGCAUGCGUCUUGCUCAGCGCUUCCCUUCCUUACGACUAAUCAUACAAGAUCGUGCGCCUGUCUGUAGGCAUGGUGAGCAGGCCUGGCGCACGAAGAUGCCGGAGGCUUUGGAUACAUCGCGCGUCCGAUUCCAAGCACAUGACUUCUUUACUGCGCAACCGGCCUCCACCGGUCGUAUAGGAGCGUUUCUUGUUCGCGUCGUCUUACACGAUUGGCCAGAUCUGGAAGCGGCGCGUAUCCUACGUCGCCUGCGUGCUUCUGCAUCGCUCGGCUCAGAUCAAGAAUUGCCUACCUAUCUCGUCAUAGGCGAGCACAUUCUACCAUAUGCGAACACGAGCGAACGCGAAGGAGAGAACCCUGAAACGAAGUCCGCUCUGGAUGGCUUAGAUGCAGUUGAGGGGGCAGAAGAGGCGUUACGACUCACAGGGGCCACAUGGCCACUGCUUGCGAACCUCGGUACAGCGAGUGCCAACGCCUAUUGGAUGGACAUGACGAUGCAGACCAUCUUCAACGGACAGGAACGCACAUUACCGGAGCUUGUCGCCUUGUGUCUGAGCUCCGGAUGGAAGGUCAUCCGAGCGACGCGCGUACCAGGCAGUACAUUCGGCCAUCUAGUGGCUGUCCCUACUACCUUCACAGCUGAAGACUUGGCGGAGGCUUACAACGAGGUCAACGUCCCGCGUCCAAGUUCUCCCGUCAUCAUCGAUCCCUUCGGCUCAAGCCGUCGCUUGCCGUCGCCCCGUACUCCAGCAACCCAGGGACGUCCCAGGCGCGGCUCACUGUGGUCACGUUGGAUGCGAACUCAUACAGGAUCUUCUCGAGAUGCGCCAUCUGAGGACGCUAUGUAA